AUGUCGACCGCGAAGGGCCACUGUGAUCCAGCGUUUGAGGCAGUCAAGCAGCUGUUGUCGGAUAAUGUUGCAUCUGACACUGAGCUCGGGGCUUGCGUAUGCGUCAAUGUCGACGGCAAGAACGUCGUAGACAUCUGGGAUGGCUACAUCGACAAGGACAAGACGAUCGACUGGCAGGAAAACUCCAUCAUCAACGUCUGGUCCUGCUCAAAGACAGUUACAAACCUGGCCGUCCUUAUCUGCCAUGACCGAGGACUUCUAGACGUCAACGAGCCGAUUGCCAAGUACUGGCCUGAAUUCGCGGAGAACGGCAAGAAGGACAUUCCCGUGAAGCACAUUCUCAGUCAUUCCACUGGUCUCGCUGGUUGGGAGAAUGCUGACAACGUCUCUCUCGAGGACGUCUGCGAUCCCACGAAGAGCACGCCUCCGCUGGCCAAACAGGCUCCGUGGUGGACUCCAGGCACUGCAUCCGGCUACCACGCGAUGAAUCAAGGACAUCUGGCUGGCGAGCUGGUCCGCCGAGUCACUGGUAAGACUCUUAAGCAGUUCAUUGCAGAGGACAUCGCUGGUCCUUUAGGUGCCGACUUUCAGCUAGGCGCAGUUGAGAAAGACUGGGACCGUAUUUCGACGCUGCUGGCCCCGCCGUCUUUGGUCGACACCACCGGUGCAAGCUUAGACCCGAACUCGGUCGCCAUGAGGGCUCUGACUAACCCGGGCGGGUCGGCGGAAUUCGCACUUGGGCCUGAGUGGCGACGUGGAGAAGUUGGUGCUGCCAACGGACAUGGCAAUGCCAGAGCUCUUGUGCGCAUACUGUCCAUCAUCACGAGGGGUGGUGAGGUCGACGGUGUCAAACUGCUGUCUCCCCAGACCAUUGAUUUGAUCUUCCAGGAACAGACGAACGGGAUGGACCUCGUGCUCGGAAAGCCAAUCCGGUUUGGCAUAGGAUAUGGUCUCCCCCUUCCAGAAUUUGUCCCAAUGAUAAGGGAAGGCCGGGUAUGUUUCUGGGGCGGAUGGGGUGGCUCCAGCAUCAUCAUGGAUCUAGAUCGCAAGCUCACGAUCUCGUAUGUCAUGAACAAGAUGGGGGCUGGCACCGUUGGAAACCCUCGCACGGAGGGCUAUAUCAACACCAUUUAUGACUGCGUCGCCAAGAUGGGAGGAGAGAGGAAAGCGUAG
Molecule: messenger RNA, 1173 nt
Organism: Saxophila tyrrhenica
Lineage: Eukaryota; Fungi; Ascomycota; Dothideomycetes; Mycosphaerellales; Extremaceae
Exons: 6
Coding region: 1-1173 (390 amino acids)
Source: RefSeq, a predicted model, not a curated record